UCGAUUUUGGUAUUGACGAAAAAGCUGUACACAGGGAAGAGAGAGAAACCAUUUCUUUUGAAACAAACCUUAAUUAGAAAACAGGGAAGAGAUAAGAGUUAGGCGAGGAGGAGGAGGAAAGAAGCCAAGCUACCGGCGGCAGCGAUUUGAAAUCUCCGGUUUCGUUCACUGGCCGUGAAAACGACGACAGGCGUAAGGAGAAAAUGGUGAUUACGUCGUGGCCGCUGAGGUCUGAGGCUUGAGGAAGAAGAAAAAGGAAGAAUAUUGUAAUGGCGGGGAAGAGAAGAGGUCAUGUCCACAAUGCUCCUUCCAACGACGAGACCAUGUUUCCUUCUCAGGAUCCUAAACCCAAGAGGAUCUACCAACUCUGGCCCGGUAACAAUAGAUUUUGUUGCGGAGGGAGACUAGUCUUUGGUCCAGAUGCAUCUUCACUUCUUCUCACCACAUCUAUGAUUGGAGCUCCUGCUCUCACUUUCUCCAUUCGAAUGGCUUUCAUGAUCACAAAGAGCUUUCCUUUGUUCCACUCUCUUAUACUAAUGGGUUCCCUUUUGCUCACUGUCUUGGAUUUCACAUUCCUCUUCUUAACGUCCUCAAGAGACCCCGGGAUCAUCCCUAGAAACAAAGAAGCACCUGAAUCAGAACCUCUUGACAUUCUCAGCAACACAAAGUUACCUAGAACCAAGGAUGUACUGGUGAAUGGCCGCACAGUCAAAGUCAAAUUCUGUGAGACUUGUUUGCUUUACCGUCCUCCACGCGCCUCUCACUGCUCAAUUUGCAACAACUGUGUUCAAAGAUUUGAUCACCACUGUCCAUGGGUGGGACAAUGCAUCGCUCUAACAACUUAUGAGAAAUUUCGGUACCGAUAUGACAAGAAAGAGAACCCUUACAGAAAGGGUCUCUUCAAGAACCUGUUUGAGGUGUUUCUUUCAAGGAUUCCCCCUCCUAUGAUUAAUUUUAGAGACCGGGCUCAAGAGGAACCUGAUGUGGAGGUUGGAUCCAUUGCAUCUGAGCUAGACAGAGCCUUUGGACCAAGGGGAGAUAAGCAUGAUAUGGAAAUGGAAAUAGGCGAUUUGCUUCUCAAGACACUUGAGUAUGAUGACAACAAGAACAACACCAUCGAAGAAACUGUCAAGAAGAAAAGGGACAGCGUUGAUGUGAGAUCGAGCUAGGACAAAAAAUGCCUGAUUACUUGUUGUAAACUACUCUUAAUUCUAAAGCCAUACACUUUUGUCUUCAAACGAGUAUACUUUCAGGUUCAGAGAAAAAUG
Messenger RNA from Brassica oleracea var. oleracea, 1268 nucleotides. Its product is annotated as probable protein S-acyltransferase 2. The coding region runs from base 270 to 1169 and encodes 299 amino acids. The record is from RefSeq and is a predicted model, not a curated record. Gene Ontology annotation, biological process: protein targeting to membrane; peptidyl-L-cysteine S-palmitoylation. NCBI's taxonomy places the organism in Eukaryota, Viridiplantae, Streptophyta, Magnoliopsida, Brassicales, Brassicaceae. Gene Ontology annotation, cellular component: Golgi apparatus; endoplasmic reticulum. Gene Ontology annotation, molecular function: protein-cysteine S-palmitoyltransferase activity. The transcript is spliced from 4 exons.